Molecule: messenger RNA, 849 nt
Organism: Psylliodes chrysocephalus
Lineage: Eukaryota; Metazoa; Arthropoda; Insecta; Coleoptera; Chrysomelidae
Source: the annotation of a GenBank genome assembly
AUGCUCAUUUUUUAUCAAAUGGAUUGGUCAAACGAACUGGUUCUAAGUUUUCUCGAACAUUACAAAUGCUACGACGUUAUUUGGGAUCCAAACCAUCCCGAGCACAAAAACAAAUCUAGUGUGAUAGACGCUUGGGAGCUGUUGCGGAAGGAAAUGGGUACGGAUAUGACAGUGGCGGAUUUGAAAAGAAAAAAGGACGCGCUGAUGGCAACUUAUCGGACAUUAAUUAAAAAAAUUCAAAUUGCAAAGGACAACGGUGAUGGUCAGUAUAAACCGUCUUGGUUUUGUUAUAGUACUAUGAAUACCUUUUUGCACAAUAUUUACAAACCCAAGUUUGCAACAGAUUAUAAUGGGGAAGAACCAAAAGAUAUAUUUGAAAAUUCAAAUUUCGAAUAUGAAGACUUUGAUUUACCAGAACAGGAUAUAUUCACGGAAGAAAAACCAGUUAUUAAUACCAAAAAACGUAAAAUUGAAUACGAUGACGUCCAACAGGAAAUGUCAAAUAUUUCGGAAGUCCACCAAAUCAACCAACUUACACAGACAAAUAGUAAUCAAAGUCUGAGUGUCCGACGAACGGAUGCAGAUGAAAUUUCGCUGUACGGAGAACUGUUAGUGACGAAAUUACGAAAAUUCGAUCGUACGACUAGACUAAUUAUUUGCAAUAAAAUAGACAAUUUAUUUUUCGAAACGGAACUGAAAUUAAUGACAGACGGUAAAAAUUCGUAUCAAGAUCCGUUGUCUCACGACGUUCCGACAACUUCCAGGAGCGGUAAACGCUCGUUGAAAAGGUCGUCUAGUCAUUCUUCUUUUUCGCAAUCAGAGAUGUCCGAGAAUCCCCAAUUUGAAUAG